ACGAACAGCUGAUAGGCAAGCAUUGUAAUCAUGACAAGAUAACGUUCAAUUCGUGUUCAAAGUGGCGUGUCCUCUGUUCAAUGUUCUCUAGUUGAUUAAUAGUUUAUUAGUUUUUAGUCUAGCUUGUAGUUUAUUUCAAUAAUAAUGGCUAUUAAAAUUACGAAUAAUAACAUUGUUACAAUCUCUUCUACUGACGCCUUAAAAAUUCACAUACUCUCGUUUUUCUGGGGUGUUUGGUGUAUUUUAAGAAAGUUUAUGAGAGAAGUAUUGUACAACGCUAAUCCUCAGUUGAAAAGGGAUAAUCCACCCACAUGUCUUGUUGAUACAACCCUUGGACAACACUCGUAUGUCAAACUAAAGGGAGUAAAACUGCAUUACCUAGAGGCAGGUCGUAAAAAUGGUCCUGUACUUUUGCUGUUACACGGGUUUCCAGAUUGCUGGAUUAGUUGGAGAUUUCAAAUACCGGUGUUGGCUGAACAUUACAGGGUAAUAGCAUUAGACUUGAAAGGAUUCGGAGAUUCCGAUAAACCUGAAUCUCGAAAAUGCUAUCGACUGGAUGUGCUGCUGUCAGAGCUGAAGGAGCUGAUUGCUGCCCUCGGAGUGGAGAGCUGCAGCAUUGUUGGUCACGAUUUGGGAGCUCUGAUUGGCUGGUUCUUUGUGCACAUGCACCCUGAAAUGGUCGACAAAUUCGUUUCAAUUUCAUGUCCGCAUCCAAAUCUCUAUUGGAAUUAUCUUCCGAGCUCCAGUAUUUUCAAUACAAAUUGGAUCCACUAUAGUCAGCUACCUCAUCUACCAGAGUUAGAUGCAUUGAGAGAUGAUCUAAAUAUAAUCAACAAAUGCUUCCAGCAUCUGUCAGUGAAAGAUGUUUCAAGUGCCUACUUAGAUGCAUACAAAUACUCAUUUUCGAGGAAAGAGGACUGGACAGGUCCAAUCAACUACUACCGCAACCUGCCGUUUUGGCGCGUGAACGUGGCUGUGGACAGUGAUGCCAACCUGCGUGUGCCGGUGCUCAUGAUGGUUGGCAAUCGUGACAGCAGCGUGCAUCUCGAGAGUGUCAUCAAGUCGACUGACUUUGUCGAUAAGUUCUCGCUGAAAGUGAUCGACGGCGCCGGCCACUUCCCGCACCAGGAGAAUCCCAAACAUGUCAACAAGAUUCUGUUUAGCUUCCUUGUUGGCAAUAUUACCCCACCUGUAACUCCAGCCCCUUCAGGAGGCCUAGUCUAUCGUAUGUUCGGCGCAGUCUCCUCCACAAUGAAAUACGGCAAUCAAAUGAUGGAUGUAGUGUCCAAGCGGUCCAAUGGAAUCACAUCCAAAGCUAUAACUGUAGGUCAAGGUGCCACCUAGAAUAUCUUUCAAUAAUCACUAUACAUUUUAUAAUUAUUCUAGAUUGAAAGAAGUCGCAAUCUAUUUAUUCUAGUUUGAUCCAGUGUUGCAUUUUAUCAAACUUUUUGUUGAUUGAAUUUUAAAUUCAGGGAUACUACUAGGCUUGUUAGUAGGUAUGAAUCUGUUCACCAGAUAUUUUUACCAUUCAAAUAUGCCAACUCAUCCAUAUUACUAACAUUCCGUUUAAGAGGUAUUUAAACAAACCAUUUUAGCAUUUAAGUUUGCGUGUGCUUAUUUUGUCAUACGGGAAGUCUCACAUGCACAGUUAAAGCUUGAUUAUAAUCUGUGGUUAUAGCCCCAUUAUAAGAGGUGUAAUUGAUAUUGAUAUACAUUCAGUAAUUUAUGCCUGCCCCAUAGUUAUAAUUAUUAUUCAUAUUUUAUAAAUAAUGUUACUUUUUGGAAGGGAUGAUCUGAAGCUCGAAAAUUCCAUAUUGGAAAUCACGUUAAUGUAGUUCAUUAUAUUAUGUAGAGACUAUUCAUUGCGUUAGACCUCCAACAUCACAGUGUUUGCUCAAUAUAAUCUAAAUAGAAGAUUAAUCUCUAGUCUAGUCAAGAAAAUGUUAGUCAUACCAAGUUAUAAUAGUCCUGCUUAAUUGAAAGUGAUGCAUGGACUGAUAUAUUUACUGAAACUCGGAAAAUCUAUGAGAUAAUGCUUGUAAAAAUUGAUGUCAAAUUCUUCUGGAAAUAUCAUUCCAGUUAUAAAUUGGAUAUCCUAUCUCUAAUACCUAGCUCCUUCAAAUUAAUGGAAUAGUUCGUUGCUUUGAACGUUACUGCUCUGUGCUCUUAAAACACAUUAUUUAUUAACACAUUUCCAAAUGAAACGAUCAAUUUCAUAAUCUUCCAAUUAAAAUUAGAAUUCUACUUGACAUUUUUAAUUGCCCAUGCAUCCCUUAUUCUUCAGCUACUACUUGGUGAUUCUAAUCUGGUUAGAUGAAUUCCUUGUACUUGUAACAUGCAUCCAUUGAAGGGAUACUGAAAGUCUGAAUUACCGGAAUUUGGGGCCAUUAAAUUGAGACUGAUCUUCAUCUGCCAUGGAUUGGUAUCAUUUUGAAAAUAUACUUGUUAUUUAGUCAUAAUAUUAUCCUAAAUAGUCAUAACAUUAGUCAGUAGAUGAAAAGAAUAGAUUUUAAGAAUAAAUUUUAUUUAUAAAUAAAAAUUAGAAAUCCAAAAAAUGAAAAAUACAAUAAUUUUUAUAUAUAUAUUAUACUGUUGGAAUAGAUUUAUAGAUGUUACAGAUUUCCUAAAUAGUUUGUUGUUAUUAUUAACUGACAUGUUUUUAAAUAUAUUGAAA
This is a messenger RNA of Nilaparvata lugens (brown planthopper), 2674 nucleotides long. Its product is annotated as epoxide hydrolase 4. The record is from RefSeq and is a predicted model, not a curated record. NCBI's taxonomy places the organism in Eukaryota, Metazoa, Arthropoda, Insecta, Hemiptera, Delphacidae. Gene Ontology annotation, molecular function: hydrolase activity. The transcript has 6 exons. Bases 145 to 1344 code for a protein of 399 amino acids.